Hemibagrus wyckioides is the source of this 4459-nucleotide messenger RNA. It is a transcript of the gene ptk2ab, whose product is annotated as protein tyrosine kinase 2ab. The coding region runs from base 53 to 2359 and encodes 768 amino acids. Gene Ontology annotation, biological process: signal complex assembly; protein phosphorylation. Gene Ontology annotation, cellular component: cytoskeleton; focal adhesion. Gene Ontology annotation, molecular function: protein tyrosine kinase activity; ATP binding. Lineage: Eukaryota; Metazoa; Chordata; Actinopteri; Siluriformes; Bagridae. The transcript has 25 exons. The record is from RefSeq and is a predicted model, not a curated record.
GUGUAGCAGGAAGCCUUAGGUAUGCCAUAAUGCCUUGAACAGGCCACAGAUAAUGCAAACAACAAAUCACGCUUUUGAGAAAGAGUCCUUCCUUUGGCUGGAUAAAUGGGAAAACAUCAUGCAGUUCUGGAGUUUACUGAGUUGUUCCACUGGAGAUAUUGCCAGGUUUUCGUACUACGGAGAAUAUGACAGACACCUAGCAUCUCCCAACGGCAUGGCAACAGGAUACCCGGACCCUAACAUAAAUAACCAUGGCCUGAGUCAGGGGGUGAAACCACGCUUCAGUGGAGGGAUGGAGCGGCCGCCCGGGACGCUGGAGCGUGUGCUCAAAGUCUUCCACUAUUUUGAAAACAGCAGUGAACCCUCCACAUGGGCCAGCAACAUCAGACACGGAGAUUCCACUGACAUCAAGGGGAUCAUUCAAAAGAUUGUGGACAUCCACAAAGUGAGGUGUGUUGCAUGUUUUGGCUUGCGGCUCAGCCAUCUGAAGACAGGCGAGAUUCACUGGCUCCACCCGGACAUGGGCGUCUCGCACGUAAGGGAGCGAUAUGAGCGCCGCCACCCACAGGACGAGUGGAGGUAUGAGUUGCGGAUACGCUACCUGCCAAAAUCAUUCCUAAACCAGUUUACCGAAGACCCGCCAGCACUAAACUACUUUUACCAUCAGGUGAGAAGCGAUUAUAUGAUGGAAGUAGCUGAUCAAGUCGAUCAGGAUAUUGCACUUAAACUGGGCUGUCUUGAAAUCAGGAGGUUUUUCAGAGAGAUGCCAGGAAAUGCCCUUGAUAAAAAAUCCAACUAUGAAUUACUAGAAAAAGAUGUUGGUCUGAGGAGAUUUUUUCCCAAAAGCUUGUUGGACUCAGUCAAGCCGAAAUCAUUACGGAAGUCGAUCCAGCAGACCUUUAAGUUGUUCGCCAAUCUUAACGACGAGCAGAGCAUUGUCAAGUUCUUUGAAAUCCUGUCACCAAUUUACAGAUUUGACAAAGAAUGCUUCAAGUGUGCUCUCGGGUCCAGCUGGGUGAUAGCAGUAGAGCUUGCCAUCGGUCCUGAGGAAGGAAUCAGCUACCUCACUGACAAAGGCUCAGCUCCGACACACCUGGCUAACUUCACGCAGGUGAAGAGCAUUCAGUUUGAGGAACAGGAGAAGAAAGGCAUUCUUCAGUUGGAUGUAGCUGGUGCAGCAGAGCCUCUAAAGGUGACGACACCGUGUGUGAGCACCGCAGAGAACAUGGCCGACCUUAUCGAUGGUUAUUGUCGUCUCGUCAACAAAACUUCAUUAUCCUUCAUCGUCCGUGCGCACAAAGAGGGAGAAAGAGCAUUGCCUUCAAUCCCAAAGGCUCCAAAAGCCUCGAACCAUGACAAACGACUACAGAGUGUCAGGGCCAAGGCUGUCUCUGUCUCAGAUGAGAUUAGUGGAGACGAGACAGACGACUAUGCAGAGAUCAUAGAUGAAGAGGACACGUACACCAUGCCCUCCAAAUACUAUGGACUAGAUGAAGCCAGGGAUUAUGAGAUCCAGAGAGAGAGAAUUGAGCUGGGUCGCUGUAUAGGAGAAGGCCAGUUUGGAGACGUCCACCAGGGAAUCUACGUUUGUCCGGACAGUCCUGGCCUCUCUGUGGCCAUAAAGACUUGUAAAAACAGUACAUCAGACAGCGUCCGAGAGAAAUUUCUCCAGGAGGCCUUAACAAUGCGGCAGUUUGACCAUCCGCACAUCGUGAAAUUGAUCGGCGUCAUCACAGAAAAUCCAGUGUGGAUCAUUAUGGAGCUCUGCACAUUGGGAGAGUUGCGCUCCUUCCUGCAAGUGCGGAAGUACAGCUUGGACUUGGCCUCACUCAUCCUCUAUUCCUACCAGCUCAGCACAGCACUCGCAUACUUGGAGAGCAAACGCUUUGUGCACAGGGACAUAGCUGCUAGAAACGUACUGGUGUCAUCUGUAGACUGCGUGAAACUGGGAGACUUUGGUUUAUCCAGAUACAUGGAGGACAGCUCCUAUUAUAAAGCCUCCAAAGGGAAGCUGCCUAUUAAAUGGAUGGCACCAGAAUCCAUUAACUUCAGACGCUUUACAUCAUCCAGUGACGUGUGGAUGUUUGGUGUGUGUAUGUGGGAGAUAUUGAUGUACGGAGUGAAGCCCUUUCAAGGUGUGAAAAACAAUGAUGUGAUUGGCCGUAUUGAGAACGGCGAGCGACUGGCCAUGCCGCACAACUGCCCCCCGACCCUGUACAGUCUGAUGACCAAGUGCUGGGCUUACGACCCGAGCAAGCGGCCUCGCUUUAAUGAGCUCAAAGCACAGCUGAGAAUUAGUGUAGCUGCUGAUGUGUUCGCAGGAUAUUGCAAAGAUCUUCCACGUCCAUCAUGGCAUUAAGUGAGUCAUUUUUUAACAGAUAGCUAACGUAGAUUGAUACGGAGAGCAACCCACAUUUAGACCUUUUAAAUUCUCAUUCAAGCUUAGGAAAGCAAGUUUGUUUUUUGAAGUUUGUCACAUCAUUAGUAAUUCGGUGUGGGUGGGGGGUAUAAGUCAGACCUCAGAAAGACACAAUAAAGUGAUAGGAGCUCAAGAAGGAACAAAUUUGUCCACUAUAUAUUCCAAAAAUCCAAAUAUCAUUUAUUGUCAUUAUUUGUUUAGUAUUAAUGCGGUCACUUUUAUACUUUAUUAAAUCUAAUACAGGCACAAUGGCAGCCCUCUCAUCUGAAAGAAGUGUGUAAUUGUAGAUUGUGUAAUUGUUGAUGGUAUUUCUAUGAGGAGAAAACGUUCAUUCAACAUUUUUUGGAAGGAGUCUCCAGUUUCAGUGUCCUGUAACAGUCUGAAGUUUUUACAUAUGGGAAAGUAACGUGAUGAGCUGUGUUUAUUUGUCUUCCUAACUUCAAGAGAGUGAGGAAAAAAAUGACGAGAUCCAAACUCGUUUGGAGAUGCCUCACAGCAAUGUAAACUAUAUAAUAAUAAAUAGUACAGUGCUGUUAAUGGAAAAUGAUUAGCUACAUGCUGGUUACAGCAUUACAUGACCUCACUGUGUAUUAUUCUCCUAAACCAGCACCUUCCUUCUGUUUUAUUCCUUACUCAAAAGACAAAUACACUAUAUUUACCUCCAAAUUAUUCAAUUCAGGUGUUUCAAUCACUUCCAUGGCCACAGGUGUAUAAAAUCUAGCACCUAGGCAUGCAGACUGCUUCUACAAACAUUUUUGACAGAAUGGGUCGCUCUCAGGAGCUGAGUAAAUUCAAGCCUGGUACCGUGAUAGGUUGUCCCCUGUGCAAUAAGUCCAUUCGUGAAAUUUCCUCACAACUAAAUAUUCCAUGGUCAACUGUUAGUGGUGUUAUAACAAAGUGGAAGCAAUUGGGAACAUCAGCAACUCAGCCAAGAAGUGGUAGGCCCUGUUGCUUUAACCUUCCUAUACCACUCCACACCUAUUAGACUAUUAGAAACUAGGUGAUGUGUGACGAAUACAUACUCUUAAUGUGUAGGCUGCUUAAUUCAGCUUAACGCUUCAGCUAAGGGGUAGAGGCAAGUACUUAUCAUAAAUAUCACACACACUGGUUAAUCAGCCCCAUCAGUGAGCCUUGGGUGCCCAUGACCCUGUCGCCGGUUCACCACUGUUCCUUCCUUUUGAUAGAUACUGACCACUGCAGACCAGGAACACCCCACAAGAGCUGCAGUUUUGGAGAUGCUCUGAUCCAGUUGUCUAGCCAUCACAAUCUGGCCCUUGUCAAACUCACUCAAAUCCUUACACUUGCCCAUUUUUCCUGCUUCUAACACAUCAACUUUGAGGACAAAAUGUUUACUUUCUGCCUAAUAUAUCCCACCGACUAACAGGUGCCAUGAUGAAGAGAUCAUCAGUGUUCACUUCACCUGUCAGUGCUCAUAAUGUUAUGCCUGAUCAGCGUAUUUUGUGGUACUGUAUAGUUUUUACCAAGAUUUAUUUUUAACUUAGUAGUAGUUUAAGGGGAUUAUUUGGUUGGUACCAGCACAGUGAAUUUUCCACAUAUCUUUAUUUAAAUAAAGAAGCUAUUCUAAGAUGAUUAUGAUGAUGGUAAUUAUUAUUAUUAUUAUUAUUAUUAUUGGUAUUAUUAUUAUUUCCCCAAACAUUUUAAUCAUUGUGUGCCGAAGAGCAUUGACACCAGCUCGGCUCUCGUGUGGUCUUUCUCAUCUUGUCGACUGAAGAAAUAAAAGAAAUUUGGGUGACACAUGCGCCUGCAUGCACGGUUAGCUGAAGCACUGCUGGAGGUUUCCAGGUAAAAUUCUACUUGGGAGAGAGACACUCUGGGCCACGCUUUUAAGAAUGAUCUGAACAGGUGUAUUUUAACUCUGUUGUGUCCUUCAUUCAUCUGUUGGCUGCACACAUGCUGGGUUUGUCAGGGUUCAUUGCAUCUAAAAAUAGAUGAGAGCCCGGGUAUAGGACAUGAAGUACAUUCUCUUAGCACUGCGUCUCAAACGCUUGUGCUGUUAACAUCUCCUCCAUCUCUCCACUA